AUGGUCAACCUCGCACUAAAGCUGAGCGUCGUCGUCCAGGCGGCGCUCCUCCUGCUCGUGCUGCAGCACGCCACCACUCCCGCAAACGCCUUCUUCGGACGCGGUCGUCCCGCAGAAUUUAAUUCGACCGACCUCGUGUCGCGCUAUGCCGACAUGGAGACUUCCAAUCCUGUGAUGCAGCGCGCCGCCAACGCCCAAGCUUCGAGCAAAGGUGUUCCGGCUUACGAAAACAGCAAGGAUGUGAACGGAGAUGAUGAUGACGACGAGGAGUACGACGAGGAGUACGACGAGCUCGAGAUCAUCACAUCCUUCGAACCCGAGCAGGACAAACUCGAGGCUGACAUCCUCCGCAAGCGCGGUGGACCCACCCCGUGCCCUGCACAGCACACGCAGCGCCAACGUCGCUCGCUCGAGACUCCUCGUCCACACCACAAGCGUGAGCCCGAGCCCGAGCCCAAAGCUCACCACAAGGAACACAAGGUCACCAAGACCAUCCAUCAGACCGUCCAUCGCAGAUGCACUCGCAACGCUCGUCGCGCACCCAAGCCUACGCCUCAGGUCAAGCCCAAGCAAUUCAAGCAGCGCUUCGUGUCCAACUUUCAGCCUCCCACCGGAUACCGUUACUCGUGGGGCAUUGACGCCUCUCGCGUCUCUUACGGCACCUUCAGCGGUCAAUACAUCAGCCGCACCACGAUCUUUGGCGCUUCCGCUGUUGGUCAGAGCGAGGUCGAAAUUUGCAGUGCACGAUGCGAGAACACAAACGGUUGCGGCUUCUUUCACCCCGUCCAGAUGAACGGUGGCUCCGAGGGCGCCGUCAUCUGUGUUCUGUACACCGUCAAACAGUCCAAGUCCGCGGCCACUUGGACUAGCGGAGCGGGAAGCGCAGGCGGCUCCGUCGCCUUUUCUUACGGCUUUACGCGCAACGCUGGUCCCGCCGCCGGUGUCGCCAAGUUCCAAGCUCCGUCUGGCUACCUCUUCUCGUGGGGCAUCGAAGGAUCGCGAGUCUCCUACGGCCCUUCUACCGGCCAGUACAUCAGUCGAUCCACCAUCGUCGGCGCCACUGUCGUUGGUCAGAACGAGCUCGCCACGUGCGGUGCUAGAUGCAACGAUGUCAAGGGCUGUGGAUUCGUCCAUCCCAUCCAGAUGAGCGGAGGUUCCGAAGGCGCCGUCAUUUGCGCUUUCUACACUGUCGAGCAGGCCAAGUCGGCAGCAACCUGGACAAAGGGCGCAGGAAGCGCAGGUGGUACUGUCAAGCUCUCCUACGGCCUCGUUCGCAACGCCGGACCCUCUCCGGGCAACCCAGCCGCCACCACGUCGGUGAAGACCACCUCCACCACGCCCAAGCCCACAACAAGUUCGACGUCCAGCCGGGCUACCACCACCUCGACGUCGACCACCCCAAAGCCAACCACGUCAUCCACGUCAUCCACCUCGACUAGGAGCUCCACUUCUUCCACUUCAACUAGGAGCUCCACUUCGUCCACAUUUACGAGGACCUCUACUUCGACUACUUCGACCUCAACCUCCACUUCCUCGUCCAAGACGACGUCCUCCUCCUCUUCCUCGUCUUCUUCUACCACCUCGUCGUCAUCUUCGUCUACCUCAUCCUCUACCUCCAGCACCGUCACGCCGACGCCCACUCCAAAGGUCUACUCGCUCAUGGCCAACUAUAGGGGCGCCAACUUCUACGACAACAUGUACUUCUUCACCUUCAAGGACCCCACGAACGGCAUGGUCGACUACAUCGGACGUGACGAGGCUUCUUCGCUCGGAAUGGUCAAGACCACCAGCGGCGGUCAGGUGUACAUGGGCUAUGCCACCACGCGCAUUUAUCCUCCCGCUCCCACUACCACUUCGACGUCGUCUUCGAGCACGUCGACUUCGACUUCGGCCAGCUCCUCCACUUCUACCCGCGCUGCAGGCAGACGUGCCAUCUCAACGUCGUCGUCGUCGACCUCGACCUCGACAUCUACGUCGUCUUCGAGUGCCAGCUCUUCGACCGGGUCGUUCGGUGCCCAGGCAGUGACUACAAGCUCGUCGAUCUCAGGCUCAAGCUCCACGUCCAGCAGCACGAGUAGUGCGGCAGCGACGUCUAGUGCGGCACCCAUCCCGUACAUGAAGUCGGUGCGUGUCUCUUCGUACGACACCUUCACCACCGGUGUGUUUAUCCUCGAUGCCUCGCACAUGCCCGUCGGAUGCGGUGUGUGGCCGGCGUGGUGGACGGUGCCCACCAACCCGGCUGGCGGCUGGCCCAACGGUGGCGAGAUCGACAUUGUCGAGGGCAUCUCGUUUACGUCGCAGAACACGUACUCUGUGCACACGGCGCCCGGCUGCCGCGUCAACGCGACCACCAACUCGCAGCUGGGCAAGUACCAGCUGACCAACAUCACCAUGGCGACCAACUGCGCGUCGGCCGAGACGGGCAACCAGGGCUGUGGGGUGCAGUCGUCGUUGCGCAACGACUAUGGCGUCGGCUACAACAACAAUGGCGGCGGUAUUCAUGCGAUGGUGUGGGAUAAGGACGAGGGGAUCAAGGCGUGGUUCUUCCCGCGCUCGGCGACUCCAGCUGACAUCAUCGCCGGCACGCCCGACCCGACCGGCUGGGGCACGCCGCAGGGAAGCUGGCCUGCACAGAGCUGCGACCCGACCACGUUCUUCUUCAACCACGUGAGCGUGUUCAGCAACACCAUCUGCGGCGACUGGGCAGGCGACAAGACGCUCUGGAACAACGCGUGGAACGGCCAGGCACAGAGCUGCGCCCAGAUGACCGGCUACCCAACCUGCCAGAGCUACGUGCAGUCCAAGGACGUCGACUUCUCCCAGGCUUAUUGGCUCAUCAACUCGGUCAAGAUCUACCAGACCGAGCGAACUUCUUAA
Messenger RNA from Moesziomyces aphidis, 2877 nucleotides. Lineage: Eukaryota; Fungi; Basidiomycota; Ustilaginomycetes; Ustilaginales; Ustilaginaceae. The record is from the annotation of a GenBank genome assembly.